AUGGUAGUUGUAGAUAACGAAAAAUCUUUAAAUUCAGAUUCAAUUUUAUAUAUGCUUGAAGAUCAGCUGAACAUAAAAGUUUUCAAGACUCCUCCCUACAAAAGUACCGUCAAUGGCCAAGUGGAACGAUUUCAUUCCACAUUGUCAGAAAUUAUGCGUUGUCUUAAAACAGAAAAGACACAUAGGACCUUUGAAGAAUUACUAGACAGAGCGGUUUAUGAAUAUGAUUGCACCAUACACUCAACAACAGGCAAAAAACCCAUAGAAUUAUUCUUUGGAAGAAGAGUUAGAACUAUUCCAGAACAAUAUGAAAACGCAAGAAAGGAGAAUAUAGAAGCCAUAGUCAAGAAACAAGCAAAAGACAUUGAAAAUCAUAACAAAAAACGAAACCCUUUUAAAGACUAUAUCCCAGCGAAGUUUGAAAACUGUUUAGAGAAGUGGAAAGAGACAUCUACUCCAUUCUUCAAAAGAGAUGAAAUCCAGUUAUCUUCGGAUUCUUCACAGAAAUCGUCGUUUGUUUCCGUAAAAGAAAUUUUAUCAAAUACAUUUAAUGGCAAGGAAAUCCUAAAAUUUUAUUCCAAAAAUGAUAUUUUACGUGAGGAACAACGAAAUCUUCUUAUAUCAACUGUAGCUAAAUAUAUAGAAGGUAAUGGGAUACCUUAUACUAUAUCAGAUUGUGCUGAUAUAGAAAACCAGAUAUGCAAUAUUUUCCCGUCAGAACAACUUGAUUUUUACUCUAACGGUAAACGUGGCAAAAUCUAUAAUAAAUUAUCAAAUUUAAAAAGGCUUUCGAAAGACAUUUUUAAAGAAAAAUCAUCGCCGGAAGAAGAUAAAACGUUCGAACCAGAAGAAAAUGUGGCCGUCACAUUGCAGUAUUUAAGACUACCUACAAUUACUGCGGACGAGUUUGACUUGUACUGGUGCAAAUGUGCCCGUUACCGUUUAAAACAGAUUUCAGAAUCUAAAAGUACUGCCGAAAUUUUUCAGAUGUGGCCUGAAUACAAAAAGCCUUCUGGUUCAAAUCUAAUUAAUAUAGACUUUGAACUGAAAUUUCCUUUUGCCAAACAAUUUUCUGAAAGAUGGUUAUGCUAUAAAGAUAAAGUAAUCUACUUGCUACAAAGUAAGAUCAGCAACCUUACUAUUUCAAAAAAAAUGCAACAAAUACAUACAUUUAAUGAAGAAUCUGUAGUUUUAACAGUACUUUGGAAUAUACACCAUUUAUUUCCUCCAACACAAAAAGUCACCUCGGACAUGAGUGGGGCAAAAAUUCGCAAAAAGUUUUCCGUGCUGGAUUCACAGGAAAGUUUUGCAAUAUUGGCAGAAUCCGAAGAAGAAAUUGAAAUAAAAUUAAAACUUCUUAUGCUUCAAGGGCCCAAAUUAUUAAUUUCUGGCAACUUAGAAGAUAUUAAAUCAAUAUUUGUUUACUUCGAUGGCAAUAAGUAUCCAUUUUUAACUAUUGUAAAAGCAUUCGAUUUACUUUUUAAAAUAUUUUUUGUUUUUAAUCUUCAGUUUCCCGAGGAAUCUGAAAUAUUUUAUAAUUUUAUUCAAGAUUUUUUUUUAUGA
Lucilia sericata (common green bottle fly) is the source of this 1563-nucleotide messenger RNA. RefSeq lists its product as uncharacterized. Gene Ontology annotation, molecular function: nucleic acid binding. Bases 1 to 1563 code for a protein of 520 amino acids. The record is from RefSeq and is a predicted model, not a curated record. The transcript is spliced from 6 exons. Gene Ontology annotation, biological process: DNA integration. NCBI's taxonomy places the organism in Eukaryota, Metazoa, Arthropoda, Insecta, Diptera, Calliphoridae.